This is a messenger RNA of Entrophospora sp. SA101, 491 nucleotides long. The record is from the annotation of a GenBank genome assembly. Lineage: Eukaryota; Fungi; Glomeromycota; Glomeromycetes; Entrophosporales; Entrophosporaceae.
AUAUUCAUUUAAAUACAGCAUCAUACUUGAAAAGAUUUUCUUUAACUGACACCAGAAGAGACAGUGGUAUUUCAUUAUCGACUCCUCCAUUAACUCCCACAUAUAGGAUUGACGAUUCUUGGUUAGAUUCUGAAAAUUUCGGUGAUGAUAAAUUAGCUAGAUAUCACGCUUUUUUGGAAGCAUUUGUACCAUCAAAAUUAAAACAAUCACCUAAUUAUAAACCAAUCCCAGAUCCAAGAAUUGAUAAAUCUGAAUUUUUGAAAUCAUUAUCUGAUGGCAGAUUAUUAUGUAAUAUUUAUAAUACGAUCGUUAAAUAUUCUAAACAACCCUUUGGAUUUAUUGAUAAAAUUCAUGAAGAUACAUCAAGAACAUAUCGUGUCAUAGAAAAUCUAAACUUUUUUGCAACUGCUGUAAAAUUACGAUUCGAUGUGAAAUUUGAAGAAUUCGAUGUAAAAGAAAUCAAAAAUUUAACAGAAAUCGGUGAAAUUCAU